Molecule: messenger RNA, 780 nt
Organism: Sitophilus oryzae (rice weevil)
Lineage: Eukaryota; Metazoa; Arthropoda; Insecta; Coleoptera; Curculionidae
Exons: 4
Coding region: 40-774 (244 amino acids)
Source: RefSeq, a predicted model, not a curated record
AAUAUUUUUUAUUUAAAAACCGACUAAACUUCAAGAAUCAUGGCAAAACUGGACGAUUUCCUGUCAAAAAAGAAGGAAACCACGCCCAUUUUGGAUUUAUCGAAAACUACGUGCAAUUCCAAGGAGGAAUUUCGUCGCCUACUUGAAAAAGUACCCGAUUUCAAGAUCAAGCCAGAAAAAGUGAGCGUGGAGAGCCUGAAAAUUAAGGAGAAAAGAUUUGGGUUCAAGUCGGGUAAAAAGGACUUGAAGGGCAUGAAAGAACCGUAUCAAUUCAUGAACCCUCUGCCUGUCGAGAUGCAGAAUUUGAAAAUUGAUGAUUUGGCUGGUGUUUCGAUUGAUUGGAGAAUGCUGACAACGUUGAGACCAAAAAGUAAAAUGGAAGAAAACUUCUUCUCCAGGUUGGUAGAACUGGGAAAAUUGGAAAACAAGAGCCGUGCAGCUGAAAAACGCCAAUUUCAACUGGACCCUCAAAUCAGGAAAAUAAAAAACAAAUCUGGAGUGGUCGAAAUGAGGGUUGUGUCCUGUGCUGAAUGUGGAGAAGACUUCUGUACUGGUAAAACAUGCUCAGUUUUUGGAUACGAUUCUUUUACCAGUCAAGCGGAGGUACUACAAACGUCUCAAAAGGUACUGUCACCCACCUCAGGUGAAAAGAGUAAACGGAAAAUCAAGAGGAAAUCAAGAUCAAAGAGUCGCGGCAAACGCAAGGGAAAAUCAAAAUCGAAAAGCCCGAAAAAACGAAGUGCGUCGAAAAAUAAAUCAAAAUCGGCAUUGUAAUAAUUG